This is a messenger RNA of Rhodamnia argentea, 723 nucleotides long. Its product is annotated as CST complex subunit TEN1. The record is from RefSeq and is a predicted model, not a curated record. The coding region runs from base 49 to 432 and encodes 127 amino acids. Gene Ontology annotation, biological process: negative regulation of telomere maintenance via telomerase. Gene Ontology annotation, cellular component: CST complex. Gene Ontology annotation, molecular function: telomeric repeat DNA binding; telomerase inhibitor activity; single-stranded DNA binding. Lineage: Eukaryota; Viridiplantae; Streptophyta; Magnoliopsida; Myrtales; Myrtaceae. The transcript is spliced from 3 exons.
UAGAUCCGAGAGGGAGAGAGCACCGAGCGUCAUUUCUGCCGCGCGAAGAUGGCGUCUUCGGGCUCCGCCGUCGAAUCCGGAGCUCCGGUUUCGCUGAAGGACCUCCGUCCGCCUUCUCCGCUCUUCGCCGACGGGGCUUCUCUUCGCGUCCUCGGCAAGUUACAAGAGUAUUCCGUGGAGACGACGGUAGCGAUUAUUGUUGAUAGAGAUGCUAGUCUGAAGAUAGACACGCAGCAUCUGAGGGACCUUAGCUUUCGUGUUGGCUCGAUCUACCAGUUCAUCGGCGAACUCCGGAUUCAACCUGAUAAUGAGGCGUUGUUGCAGGCACGAGUGGGUAGGAACGUCGACGGCCUUGACCUAGACCUGUACCAUCAGUCUUUGCAGCUUGUUAGACAGUUUCAGGUUGAACGCACGAGGUAUCGAUCAACUUGACACGCGUUGUUACUGAGAGGAUCUUCAGAAGUUAUUUCGGGAAAGAUACAAAGGCAAACAACCCCGAGGCUAUUCCAAGACUCCUUGGCAUCGUCGACAGAGACGGCGGUUGGGAUUAUGUUAGUGCGCGGACCGAUUAAUUCGUUGUAAGUGAUGGAAGCUGGAAGUGACGGUGAUCUAAACCGAACAACAUGGAGGAUGAAUUUUGCUGCUGAACGCGGGUUGUUCUUAUUGUUGCCACAUUGAAUCGUUGUGUGUAAAUGGGCUUACAGCUUCCCCGCUUACCCCCUC